Molecule: messenger RNA, 2867 nt
Organism: Beta vulgaris subsp. vulgaris (sugar beet)
Lineage: Eukaryota; Viridiplantae; Streptophyta; Magnoliopsida; Caryophyllales; Amaranthaceae
Product: probable mediator of RNA polymerase II transcription subunit 26b
Exons: 9
Coding region: 842-2311 (489 amino acids)
Cellular component (GO): nucleus
Source: RefSeq, a predicted model, not a curated record
CAAUUUAUUUUUAUUAAUAAAAAAAUAUAAUUAGUGUUAUUGUUAUCCUCACUUUCUCUCUCUUCCUAUCACUUUCCUCCUCUUUGUCAAAUUCUCCCCACCUUUUUAUUUUAAUCACAUUUUCAUAUUCAACCCAAGAAAAAAUACGGUCAAAAAAAUUAAAAUUAAAAAUCAUCAAACUUUUGCUCCUUCUUCCUCUUCUUCUUCUCUCUCUAUCUUACCAUCUUACAGAGGUUUUCUGAAACUUGCUACAAUAUAUAUAAUAUACCAUAGUAUUAAAAAAAAAACAUAGUAAUUACUACUAUAUCAACUAAUAAAUAUUCUCAUUCACAUUAUCUUCUCUUUUUAUUACAACUUUUCCAGAUUUUUAUUAUUUUUAUUUUUAAUCUUCUGGGUGGUUUAUUGCUUGCAUUUGUUGUUCACCUGCCCCUUAUUUUUUUUUUUAAUCUUUUUCUUAAAACUCACUUCAAUCUUCUUAUUCUUCAUCUUCACACAGAAGAAGAAGAUACAGAGAAUAUCUUUUUUUUAAUUUUUUUUUCUUUUUUUUUUAAUAUUGACGCGUAGAAAGUUCAGAAGAAAAAAAAAGGUGUUUUGAUUUGAGAUUUCAAUCCUAAAUCAAAAACCCAAUCGAGUUUAUUCUAUUCUGAUUCUCUUUCUAUUUUUUUGAUCGUAAUAUCUUGAUCGAAUAAUUUCACCCAGAAUUAGGCAUUUUUUACCCAACUUUUUUCUUUCAAUCUUUCUGCAAAUUAAUCAUCUGGGCAAUCGAAUUUGGGGAUUUUAAGAAGUGGGUGUUGAUCAGAAGAAGUUUUUAGGAUCUGGGUGAGUGAGAAUUCGAUCAAAAAUGGGGUCAAAAUCAGGUGGUCAUAAUAAUAAUAAUAGUAGCGUCAAUGGAGGUGUGCUUGAAAAUUGGAGGGAUUAUUUUAGGAGAGCAAAUUCUGAUAUAUUUGAAAUAAUCGAGCACGCAAUAAUGGUGGCAGCUUCAGAUUGCCCUAAAGAGUUCAAAGUUAGGAGAGAGAAAAUAGCUGAACUUCUGUUCACAUGUAGAUUGACUAGGUGUUUGGGUUGUGAACGAGUUGAGUUAGCAGUUUCCGAGGUUGUUGAUUAUGAUGAUGGGUAUGAAGUUAAGGGGAUGAAGAUUAAAGGGGUUGAUCAGUUUAAUGUGGAUGAUCAUGUUCAUGGAUGUCAUGGUGAUGGUGAUGGGGAUGUGGAUGGUGGGAGUAAAGGGAGUAAAGUAAAUAGUACAACUAGAGAUGGGGAUGAUUAUGAUCUUGGUGAUGUUGGUCAGAUGGAGAUGAAUGUGAAUAUGAUGAUGAAUAAUCAUGAGAGUAAUUUUAGCUAUGAUGAUGCUGAGGCUUUGACUGAUGAGAUUGAAGAGGCUAGAGAAGUUGUUGAAGAGGUUUUGAGGAUUAAAGAUAUAAUCCUUAAUAGUCAAGAUGAGUCUGAUUCGGUGUUGUUCGAGUCGUUGAGGAGGUUGCAAUUGAUGGCUUUGAAUGUUGAUAUCUUGAAGACAACGGAGAUUGGGAAGGCUGUUAAUCGCAUUAGAAGACAUAAUUCAAAGGAGAUUCGUCAUCUUGCUCGGGCGUUGAUAGAUGGAUGGAAAAUUAUCGUUGAUGAGUGGGUAAAAGCCACCCAAGAACUUGCAGAAGGAGGUACCCCGGAUUCUGUUAACCCAUCCACAGUUGAUGAAGAAGAAGGGCUUCCUUCUCCUCCAAUGGAUGAAGGAGUGUUCUUCUCCACGCAAACUAUGGAUUUUACGCAGUUCUUUGAUGGCAUGGAUGAUGAUGGAAAUCCUCGAAACUGUGGGGAAUUCGACAAGAACCUGGAAGUUCGGGAAGCUGUAAGAAAGCCCUCUGUGACUAAGCAAGGCCCUCCAAAUAGGAGAGUAGAACCUCCUAAACAGAUGACUCCACCAAUUAAGGAUAACAAGGUGCAACAAGUGAGAAGAGUGGAGCCCCAUCCAAAGCCAAACAAGCCCGCUAUCAUCCAAUCUGGCCCUGGUAGACCUGUAAAACCUAAUGGUGAGCUGAGAACCGGCAAAGAUUCUAAACUUCAGCAAAAACCUAUGGUCCACAGAAGGCCACCUCCUCAACCUGAGAAGAUGAGAUCUUCGAGUGACAAUGCAGUCCAAGAGAAACUAGAAGCCACAAAAAGGAAACUCCAGGAGCGUUACCAACAAGCUGAGAAUGCAAAGAGGCAGAGGACCAUACAAGUAAUGGAGAUACAUGAUCUUCCGAAACAAGGGCUUUCUAAACCAAAUGCAUUUGGUAAAUUUGGCAACAACAACCGGCAAUGGGCGAAUGGAAGGAGAUAAUUUUGUCUGAGAGAGAUUCAUUCGGGCUCCUUAACAUGAGACAUAAGGUGGCUGACAUGCUUUCGAUUCGAGAGUUAGUCAUAAGUUUUUCGGCAGAAGUUUGAGCUUCAUGCUAACAAGGCUGGAAGCUUCAAUUCUUCGAUUGUUUGGGAACAUUCUUUCUUGAGCAGUUGAUUUAGCAGUCAUUUGAGCACCUAAGUAUCAAGCAAGAGUUGUGAUUUAAACUUACUCCCUAUGUUUCAAUGACUGUUUGCCACAGUUCCUUUUGUUCCUUAGCCUGGAUUAUACAUGAAACUCUGCACAGAAAAAUAAUGUGCAUUUUCAUAGUCUCACUUUGACAUGUAACACAAAAAUAAUAAAAGUACAUAUGUUACUUACUUCACAAGAUUUAUAUGUGCUUAGUGAGUUCUUGUAUAUUUAGGGGUAUUUUUGGUGAUUAUCCUUAAAAAGUAACCUUCCUGGUAAUCAAAUUGAGGGGUUCAGUAAAUUUUCAGUGUAAUAAGAUUUAGACAAAGAUACAAUUUACAGAUGUGUAACAGAAUUUAUGUUUCUUGCA